AUUUUUGGAAACGUAAACAACAACGUUGUAUCAGAACCAUGACUGAUCUGCAACACCAAUUUGACGAACUUGAACUUUUAUUUAACCAGAAUGAAUUAGCUAUUGAUACGCAUAUUCAAAAUUUGAAUCGAAUAAGUAGAGAUAUCUCUCAAUUGGAUGUAAAAUCUGAUUUCGAUGGUAUUCAUAAUGCAUUAAAUCUGUUGCUACAUACAUUUAUAGACAAAUCUGAUCCCAAACAAGAUGCAAUAACUGAAUUGAGGAAUUCAGUAGGUGAUGGGCCUAGAGCAUAUAACUUCAAUCAAAUAAUAGAUGCUAUUGAAGAGUUGGAUGUAUCUGAAGAGUACAUGUUACAAUUGAAUAGAACAAUUCAAGUGUUACGAGAUAGUUAACUCUAUUGCUAUAUACAUGAAACAUAAUACUUAAAAGGUCUUUGGAGCUAAUGAAACGAUCUUGUUAUAUUGCAAGUCUCUUAAUUCCUUGGCGACAACGGAUGAGAUUCUUGUUCCUAAUGGUUCACCAUUCUUAUUUAUUAAUACACAAGCAUUAUCGUCAAACUUAACCAUGGAUCCAUCAGGACGUCUGAAUGGAGAUCUUGUUCUCACAACAACAGCACGACAGAUAUCUUUUCUUUUGACUUUGUUGGUGGAUGUGGUACCAUCAGCUAUUGGUUUGGCUUCUUUUACAACAACGGUGAUUUGGUCACCUAUUUGAGCACAUGAUUUAGGUUUAUGACGUAAGACUUUGAUACAUUCAACAACUAAUGCACCAGAGUUAUCAAUAACAUUAAGUAAGGACUUUAAGUAGAUCAUAGUGGUUGUAUAUACAAAGGUGGUAGUCUAACUUUUUUGGUAGAGAGAAAUUUUCUUUUUAUUUUUUUUUUCACCACCAAAGUGAAAAAAAAAUUUUAUAUACCGGAACAUACAACUAUAAUGAUACGAAGAACCAUACGACGGUUAGGAACAAUUACAAAUUGGCAUGAAUCGGAAAUAAUCAUAGAUAGAAAGUCAAAGUUUCAAGCAAGGAACGUGAAUAUUACAUCAGAGUCGGAAAUACCUCAGGUGUUGUCACAAUUUAAGCAGCAACACAAAUCCAUAGCUAAGAAUGCCAGUCAUCCCCAUAUGUUAGCAUGGAGAACGGGUGAAGUACUAGAUGGAAAGCAAACAAACAUUAAACAAGGUUUUAAAGAUAAUGGAGAGAGUGGUGCAGGUAGUAAAAUCCUUGAGCUACUAAUAAAGCACAACAUAGUCAAUGUACUAGUGAUAGUUACUCGCUGGUACGGAGGUACGCCCUUGGGUGGACUGAGAUUUAGACAUAUUACAAACACAACAUUAAAAACCUUACAAAACCUGAAUAAACUAUAAAACCUUAAAUAUUCUUUUUAUCUAGACCUUUAUCAAUCUCGUCGUCUAUUUCUUCGGUAGUUUUUACAAUAAAAUCGUACACCUUUCUCAAAAAUAAAAAUUGUAAAAAUGCAACAAGAGUCACAACACCAAAUAUUGCAGCUCUCUCCACUUCAGAUUCAACAUCUAAAAAUGCAUAAGGAUACUUGGCACCCUUUUCAAUAUCAAUCAAACUCUUUAAUAAACACCAAUAUACCAGGGUCAAAAAUACAAGUAACCCUAAUGCUGAAGAAGUCUUGAUAGUCCAUUUAGGCAUAAAAACCAAAUAGUCAAUUAGCAAAGAAACAACUGGCAUCAAAUGGAUAGCCAAAUCCGUCAGUAAUGAAAUACAAAAGUUUUCUGGUGCUGAAGUUAAUAAAUUCAUAAAAAACAAUCUUAAUGGCCAGUAGAUCACAGCAACUAUAGUUUCAAGAGCUAAACCUAUAGGAUGGAUAUUAUUCUUGAUUCCAAACAAGAUGUUGUUAUGUGUGAUAUGGGCUACAAACCCUAACCCAAACACCACCAACGAAUAUACCAAGGACAAAUUAGUUAAGAACUGCCAAUGUCCUGCACCUGCGAGGUAUUCCGGUAGUUCCACCGUCAUUAUAUUGGUAUAUAUGCCAUAAAAACCAAUAGCCAAUGAAAUACCAUCAAUAAAUGCAAUAACUGGAUUACCUACUUCUCUUCGAGACAUGUUUGAACUGGUUUGCAGUGGAUUACAUAAGAAAUGAAAAAAUUUUUUAAAAAGAAUAGUAUCAUGCAAAAGAGGGG
Molecule: messenger RNA, 2150 nt
Organism: Spathaspora passalidarum NRRL Y-27907
Lineage: Eukaryota; Fungi; Ascomycota; Pichiomycetes; Serinales; Debaryomycetaceae
Product: YigZ family protein
Exons: 1
Coding region: 930-1361 (143 amino acids)
Biological process (GO): regulation of translational initiation
Cellular component (GO): cytoplasm
Source: RefSeq, a predicted model, not a curated record